CUGGCAGCGCGGGGCUGGGGAAGUUGCGCUUACACGAGAGAUGGCUUCGCAGCGGGGAUCGCUCUGAGGAAAGGUCUCCCCCUCCCUCGCCUCCCCCCGGCGCCGCGGCCUCCGAACUGUAAGUGGCAGGAAGGAAGUAAAGUUGCAAACAACCUGCCGCGGCAGGAACUUUGUGAGCUGCUCCAGCUGCAUGUGUUCAAGGUGCCUUUGAUGUACGUGCAGCAGCUUCUGGAAAGUGGACUGCAGCUUUCCCACCCGCCAGCCCUCCCUCUCCCCAACCCUUCCCAGCCUCCCCUCCCACCACCGCCACUUCAGCCCGCACACGCAAUUUGUGUGAGAAGAAAAAAAAAAAAAGUGAUGAACGAGAAGUGGUGAAUUACCCAAGCGACUUUCCUCAAAGAGCGAGCGAGCCGGGGAGAGGAGCCGGGGCGACCCCCGCGCUCGCAGCGCCGGGAGGGACCCGCGGGGCUGCCGGGCUGCGAACGCGGCUCCGCAGCGAGAUGCAAAAAGCCUCAUCUGCUUGCCUUUGACUUGCGAUGCCGGCUCCUCACUAGAAUGCAAACCCUUGCACAGGAUGAAAACAGGUCAUUCUUCCAGAAUGCCAGAGGAAAGUUCGCCAAAGCGGAGUCCUCAAAACAUCCCAUACAAGGAUCUGCCCCAUAUCAUCAAUGCUGAUGGGCAGUACCUCUUCUGCAGGUAUUGGAAGCCAGAAGCAUCUCCCAGAGCCCUGGUGUUCAUUGCCCACGGCGCUGGGGAGCACUGCGGCCGCUACGACGACUUGGCCCAGAAGCUGACAGGACUCAACUUGUUUGUGUUUGCCCAUGACCAUGUUGGCCACGGGCAGAGCGAGGGUGAUCGGAUGGUUGUGUCAGAUUUCCACGUCUUCAUCAGGGACAGCUUGCAGCACAUUGAUCUCAUGAAGAAGGAGCACCCCAGACUGCCUGUUCUCAUCCUGGGGCACUCCAUGGGGGGAGCCAUCUCCAUUCUGACAGCUAGUGAGCGACCCAGUGAGUUUUCAGGCAUGCUGUUAAUCUCUCCUUUAGUGGUAGCCAGCCCAGAAGUCGCCACUCCCAUCAAGGUUUUUGCAGCAAAAGUGCUCAACUUUGUGCUCCCAAACCUAUCACUGGGGUCCAUAGAUCCAAGUGCAAUUUCCCGGAACAAGAAAGAGAUGGAGUCUUACACAUCUGAUCCCCUGGUGUACCACGGUGGCAUGAAGGUGUCCUUUGUCAUCCAGCUGAUGAACGCCAUAGCCAGAAUCGAGCGAGCGCUGCCCAAGCUGACCCUGCCCAUCCUGGUGCUACACGGCUCCUCCGACAAGCUCUGCGACAUCAGGGGCUCCUACCUGCUCAUGGACACCGUGCAGAGCCAGGACAAAACACUCAAGGUGUAUGAGGAAGCCUAUCAUGCCCUCCACAAAGAGCUGCCUGAGGUCUCUACCUCUGUCUUCACAGAAAUACUGACAUGGAUUGGCCAGAAGGUCUCAGCAGCUGGGGAAACCAGCCAUACUUAAGAGCAAUUGCAUUUGCAGCUCUUACUGGGCUUUUCUAGGAACAGAUGUUUUUCUUACUAGAAAUCUCUUGGGAAAAGAUCUAACAUGGAGGGAUUCUUGGAAUAUUUUAUCACACACAGCUUA
Molecule: messenger RNA, 1633 nt
Organism: Camarhynchus parvulus
Lineage: Eukaryota; Metazoa; Chordata; Aves; Passeriformes; Thraupidae
Gene: MGLL
Product: monoglyceride lipase
Exons: 8
Coding region: 575-1510 (311 amino acids)
Cellular component (GO): membrane
Molecular function (GO): lipase activity
Source: RefSeq, a predicted model, not a curated record